Molecule: messenger RNA, 5602 nt
Organism: Camelina sativa (false flax)
Lineage: Eukaryota; Viridiplantae; Streptophyta; Magnoliopsida; Brassicales; Brassicaceae
Product: myosin-7
Biological process (GO): actin filament organization
Cellular component (GO): actin cytoskeleton; myosin complex; cytoplasm
Molecular function (GO): actin filament binding; microfilament motor activity; ATP binding
Source: RefSeq, a predicted model, not a curated record
ACGAAAAGAAGAAAUAAACACGGAGAGAGAGAGAGAGAAGAAUGAGUCUAUUUUCCCAGAUUAUGUUCUGCUGAUGAGACAACCUCUAUGUUGGGAGGGAAAGAGGAAUGUUCGUUGUCAAUUUCGUUAUGGAUCCAUGUUGUUAGUUAAUUGGGAUUUCAAAGUUUUCUGUGUUUGAUGUUUCUCCUCCUGUUGGGUUGGGUUUUGUUGAUGCCGAGAUUGUUUUCUGACCAGAUUCCGUCGUAAAUUAUGGCUGCUUCAGCCAAAGUAACUGUAGGGUCUCAUGUCUGGGUGGAGGAUUCAGAUGAUGCCUGGAUUGAUGGGGAAGUUGAAGAAGUUAACGCUGAUGAUAUCACUGUUAACUGCUCGGGAAAGACGGUUGUGGCAAAGGUAAAUGCUGUCUACCCCAAGGACCCCGAGUUCCCUGAACUUGGGGUAGACGACAUGACAAAGCUUGCAUAUUUGCAUGAACCAGGAGUUCUUCUCAAUCUUAAGUGCCGAUAUAAUGCUAAUGAAAUAUAUACGUACACAGGAAAUAUAUUGAUAGCUGUGAAUCCUUUUAAGAGAUUGCCCCACCUUUAUGGAAGUGAUACAAUGAAACAGUAUAAGGGUACAGCAUUUGGUGAGUUGAGUCCACAUCCUUUUGCGGUUGCAGAUUCUGCGUACAGGAAAAUGAUCAACGAGGGAGUGAGUCAGGCUAUCUUGGUGAGUGGGGAAAGCGGUGCUGGCAAGACAGAGAGCACGAAGAUGCUCAUGCGAUAUCUUGCAUACAUGGGCGGAAGAGCUGAGAGUGAAGGACGAUCCGUGGAGCAGCAAGUUUUAGAGUCCAAUCCAGUUUUGGAAGCGUUUGGCAAUGCUAAAACCGUUAGAAACAAUAAUUCAAGUCGUUUUGGUAAAUUUGUGGAGAUUCAGUUUGAUCAUAGGGGAAGGAUCUCGGGAGCUGCUAUUAGGACAUAUUUGCUAGAGAGGUCGCGGGUUUGUCAAGUCUCUGACCCUGAAAGAAACUAUCAUUGCUUUUACAUGCUUUGCGCUGCACCAGAACAGGAAACUGAGAGGUACAAGUUAGGAAAACCAAGCACAUUUCGCUAUCUAAAUCAGUCUAAUUGUUAUGCAUUGGAUGGGCUUGAUGACUCCAAGGAAUACAUAGCUUCAAGGAAAGCUAUGGACGUUGUUGGGAUCAAUUCGGAAGAUCAGGAUGCAAUCUUCCGAGUAGUGGCUGCAAUCCUUCAUCUAGGGAACAUCGAGUUUGCAAAGGGUGAAGAAUCAGAAGCUUCAGAACCGAAGGACGAGAAAUCACGGUUCCAUCUAAAAGUGGCAGCAGAACUUUUCAUGUGUGAUGAGAAAGCUUUAGAAGAUUCCUUGUGCAAAAGGGUCAUGGUGACUCGUGAUGAAAGUAUUACAAAGUCUCUUGAUCCUGAUAGUGCAGCUCUAGGAAGAGAUGCACUAGCCAAGAUUGUCUAUUCUAAAUUGUUCGAUUGGCUCGUGACCAAGAUCAAUAAUUCCAUCGGCCAAGAUCCAAGUUCAAAACAUAUUAUAGGUGUUCUGGAGAUUUAUGGAUUCGAGAGUUUCAAGACAAACAUUUUCGAACAGUUUUGUAUAAAUUUGACAAACGAGAAGCUGCAACAACAUUUCAACCAGCAUGUGUUCAAGAUGGAGCAAGAAGAAUAUACUAAAGAAGAGAUUGACUGGAGUUACAUAGAGUUUAUUGAUAAUCAGGAUGUCCUUGAUCUUAUUGAAAAGAAACCUGGUGGUAUCAUUGCCCUUCUAGACGAGGCUUGCAUGUUUCCAAGAUCAACACAUGAUACAUUCUCUCAAAAGUUGUACCAGACUUUUAAAGACCACAAACGUUUUGGGAAGCCAAAAUUGGCUCAAACAGACUUUACAAUUUGCCACUAUGCUGGUGAUGUCACUUAUCAGACAGAACUGUUUUUGGACAAGAACAAAGAUUAUGUUGUUGGAGAACAUCAAGCUCUCCUGAGCUCUUCAGACUGUACUUUUGUAUCAUCGUUGUUUCCACCAUUGCCUGAGGAAUCCUCCAAAACAUCAAAGUUCUCAUCAAUAGGUUCUCAGUUUAAGCAACAACUGCAAUCUUUGCUCGAGAGUUUGAGCACCACGGAGCCACACUACAUACGAUGUGUUAAACCAAAUAACCUUCUUAAGCCAGAAAUAUUUGAGAACAUUAAUAUUUUGCAUCAACUUAGGUGUGGGGGAGUCAUGGAAGCCAUUAGGAUUAGUUGCGCUGGAUAUCCUACUAGAAAGCCUUUCAACGAGUUUUUGACCCGGUUCAAAAUUUUAUAUCCAGAGACUACAAAGAGCAGCUAUGAUGAAAUUGACGCUUGCAAAAAGCUACUAGCAAAAGUGGACCUCAAAGGUUUUCAGAUUGGGAAGACAAAGAUGUUUCUUAGGGCAGGUCAAAUGGCAGAACUGGAUGCUCACCGAGCUGAAGUUCUUGGUCAUUCAGCACGGGUUAUACAGAGAAAAGUCCUUACUUAUCAAUCUCGCAAGAAGUUUCUGUUGUUGCAGACCGUUUCAACAGAAAUUCAAGCCUUAUGUAGAGGACAAGUCGCACGUGUUUGGUUUGAGACCAUGCGAAGAGAAGCUGCUUCUCUGAGGAUACAAAAGCAGGCACGGACUUAUAUUUGCCAGAAUGCCUAUAAAAGCCUGUGCACGUCUGCUUGUUUAGUUCAGACAGGGAUGCGAGCAAAAGCUUCCCGUGUUGAACUUCAGUUUAGGAAGAAGAGAAGAGCGACAAUCAUUAUUCAAAGUCAAAUCAGAAGAUGUUUGUGUCAUCAGCAUUAUGUGAGAACGAAGAAAGCAGCUAUUACUACUCAGUGCAGCUGGAGAGUGAAAGUUGCACGCCGAGAAUUGCGAAAUCUAAAAAUGGCUGCUAAAGAAACAGGAGCACUUCAGGAUGCUAAGACUAAGCUGGAAAAUCAAGUGGAAGAACUCACUUCAAACUUGGAGCUUGAGAAACAGAUGAGGAUGAAGAUCGAGGAAGCCAAAUCUCAAGAAAUCGAAGCAUUGCAGUCCGCUUUAACAGAUAUAAAACUUCAGCUCAAGGAAACUCAAGAAACCAAAAGUAUGGAGAUCUCAGACUUGCAGUCCGCUUUGCAAGACAUGCAACUUGAGAUUGAAGAACUCUCGAAGGGACUUGAGAUGAGUAACGAUCUUGCUGCUGAGAAUGAACAGCUUAAGGAGUCGGUGAGUUCGCUGCAUAAUAAAAUUGAUGAAUCCGAGAGAAAAUAUGAAGAAAUAAGUAAGCUAAGUGAAGAGCGGAUAAAAGAAGAAGUUCCUGUAAUUGAUCAGUCCUCGAUCAUCACACUUGAAGCUGAAAAUCAACAGCUGAAGGCGUUGGUAAGUUCCUUGGAGGAGAAAAUCGAUGCAUUAGACAGAAAACAUGACGAAACAAGCUCAAAUAUCACAGAGCAGUUGAAGGAGAAUGUCUCAUCUGAUUACGAGACAGUGAGCAAUCUUGCAGCUGAGAAUGAGCGGCUCAAGGCACUUGUAGGUUCAUUAGAGAAGAAAGUCAAUGAAAGAGGGAACAAUUCUACAAAGGAGAGUUUGACAGAGGAUGCUUCAAUUGAUGAUGAGAGGGAUCUGGUACGUUCCUUGGAAAAGAAAAUAGAUGAAACAGAAAAGAAGUACGAAGAAGCAAGUAGACUUUGUGAAGAGAGGCUGAAACAAGUUUUAGACUCAGAGACAAAGCUAAUUGAGUUGAAGACAUCAAUGCAAAGGCUUGAGGAAAAGGUAUCUGACAUGGAAUCAGAAGAACAAAUUCGCCGGCAGCAAGCGCUGGUUAAUCCUGCUUCCCGGAAAAUGUCUCCCCAGGUGUCAUUUACAGGACCACCGCCUGUGGAGAAUGGACAUAAUGAACCAAUUGCUCCUAUACCGUCAAAAAAUUUUGGGACAGAAUCUUUUAGACGAUCUCGAAUUGAACGACAACCCCAUGAAUUUGUUGAUGUUCUUCUCAAAUGUGUAUCCAAAAACGUUGGUUUUAGUCAUGGAAAGCCUGUUGCAGCUCUUACAAUAUAUAAAUGUCUUAUACACUGGAAGAUGUUUGAAGCAGAAAAAACAAGUAUCUUUGAUCGAAUUGUUCCUAUUUUUGGUUCUGCAAUAGAGAAUCAGGAGGACGACAAUCAUUUGGCUUAUUGGCUAACAAACACAUCAACACUCUUAUUCUUGCUUCAAAGAAGCAUAAGACAGAGCUCAACUGGCUCAAGUCCAACAAAACCUCCUCAUCCAACUUCAUUUUUUGGAAGGAUGACACAGGGUUUUCGUUCAAGCUCUUCCCCGAAUCUUGCAACCGAUGUGGUGCAGCAAGUAGAUGCUAGAUAUCCUGCUUUACUUUUCAAACAGCAGCUUACGGCCUAUGUUGAAACAAUGUAUGGAAUAAUCCGAGAGAAUGUUAAGAGAGAAGUAACUUCACUGCUUUCUUCCUGCAUCCAGAGUCUGAAGGAUUCAUCAUCUAAAUCCUCUGUUGUGAAUUCACCAUCAAAGUCAUCUGAAGAGCAUUCACCGACUAAGCCAUCUGAAGAGCAUCUCCCUGCUAAGUCAUCUGAAGAGAAUUCACCAAAGAAGUCAUCUGAAGAGGAUUCACCAAAGAAGUCAUCUGAAGAGAAUUCACCCACUAAGUCAUCUGAGGAAAAUUCGCCGAAGAAGUCAUCUGAAGAGAAUUCACCAAAGAAGUCAUCUGUAGAGAAUUCACCAAAGAUGUCAGUGGGAGAUAAGUCACCAAAAAAGUUAUCUGAUGAGAUAUCACCAUCUAUAGAGGGGCAAGCAGUGAAGUCGUCUGUAGAGAAUUCACCAGCAAGCUCUUGGCAAAGCAUUAUUGGGUUUUUGAACUACAAUCUCUUCACAUGGAAGAAAAACUACGUUCCUCUGUUUUUCGUUCAGAAGAUCUUCAGCCAAACUUUCCAAUACAUCAAUGUUCAACUCUUCAACAGUCUUCUCCUUGAACGAGAAUACUGCACAGUCAACAUGGGCAAAGAAGUGAAGGCAGGAUUAGAUGAACUAGAGUCAUGGUGCAGCCAAGCGACUGAAGAGUUCGUAGGAUCUUCUUGGGAUGAAAUGAAACACACAAGACAAGCCGUCUUGCUCCUGAUUACAGAACUGAAGUCCACAAUUACAUACGAUGAUCUUACAACCAACCUUUGCUCGGUUCUUAGUACUGAGCAAUUGUAUAGAAUAUGUACUCUCUGCAAGGACAAAGACAACGGCGAUCAUAACCUAUCACAAGAGGUGAUUUCCAACUUAAAACUUCAAACGACAAAUGAAGAUGAAGAUAGCCGUUCCUUCUUGCUAGACGACGAUUCCAGCAUCCCUUUUGAAACCGAUGAGAUCUCGAGCUGCAUGCAAGAAAGGGACUUUGCGAAUGCAAAAUCAGCUUCUGAGCUCGCUGAUAACCCCAACUUCCACUUUCUUAAGGAUUGAGAAACUGUUUAUUCAGCCUUGGUAGUAUAAUAUCGGUUUUGGCUUUGCGUUUGUAGAGAUCUCCAUAGCUUUCUUUUCGUACGCCUCGCUCUAUUCUUUUGAUUUUUUCAGGCUCCUUACUUGUGAGACAAGAAACCCUAUUUUAACAGUGUAAUACAAAUUUUGAUUUAUA